Molecule: messenger RNA, 1793 nt
Organism: Mangifera indica (mango)
Lineage: Eukaryota; Viridiplantae; Streptophyta; Magnoliopsida; Sapindales; Anacardiaceae
Product: ammonium transporter 1 member 1
Exons: 1
Coding region: 146-1651 (501 amino acids)
Biological process (GO): ammonium transmembrane transport; ammonium homeostasis
Cellular component (GO): membrane
Molecular function (GO): ammonium channel activity
Source: RefSeq, a predicted model, not a curated record
AAGAGUGCUCUCUCUCUCUCUCUCUCUCUGGCUAUUUCUCCCCAUCUACCUUCUACACUUCUAUCUAUAAGUACUUUCCCUCUUUUUCCGAACUCCAGCUUUUACCCUUUCAUCUUCUCUCUUCUCCCGUCUCAAAUUCUCCCCCAUGGCCUCCUCUUUGGCCUGCUCCGCUGACCAACUCUCCCAACUCACCUCAUUCUUAGGUGCCAACGCCACCAACGCCGCCUCUUUUCUCUGCGAUCGCUUCCAAAACAUCGAUGAAAAAUUCACAGAUGCAGCCUACGCCAUCGACUCUACCUACCUCCUCUUCUCGGCCUACUUAGUCUUCUCUAUGCAACUCGGUUUCGCCAUGCUCUGCGCUGGCUCCGUUCGCGCCAAAAACUCUAUGAACAUUAUGUUAACCAACGUCCUUGACGCCGCCGCCGGUGGCCUCUUUUACUACAUGUUCGGCUUCGCCUUCGCUUUUGGUACUCCCUCCAAUGGCUUCAUCGGCCGCCACAACUUCGCUCUCAAGUCUAUUCCAUCUGGAAACUUUGACUACAGUAAUUUUCUUUUUCAGUGGGCUUUUGCAAUCGCCGCCGCUGGGAUCACCAGCGGUUCCAUCGCGGAACGGACUCAGUUUGUCGCUUAUUUGAUUUAUUCCUCGUUCUUAACCGGGUUCGUUUACCCGGUUGUCUCUCAUUGGUUCUGGUCAGUCGACGGGUGGGCUAGUGCAACGAACACUGGUAAUCUUUUAUUUGGAUCUGGUGUCAUAGAUUUCGCCGGGUCGGGUGUGGUCCAUAUGGUAGGUGGUAUCGCUGGCCUCUGGGGUGCGUUCAUUGAAGGUCCAAGAAUUGGAAGAUUUGACCACUCGGGUCGGCCAAUUGCCCUUCGUGGCCACAGCGCUUCACUUGUGGUGCUUGGAACCUUCAUGCUUUGGUUCGGGUGGUACGGGUUCAACCCGGGUUCGUUUAAUAAGAUUUUUAGCGCAUACAAUUCGGGUGCUUAUUAUGGACAGUGGAGUGCUGUUGGAAGAACGGCCGUUACCACGACGUUAGCAGGAUGUACUGCGGCUUUAACAACACUUUUUGGUAAAAGAAUUAUGUCCGGCCACUGGAACGUCACCGAUGUUUGCAAUGGUUUGCUCGGAGGUUUCGCCGCCAUUACUGCCGGCUGCUCCGUGGUGGAGCCAUGGGCUGCUAUCAUUUGUGGGUUCGUGGCGGCUCUGGUAUUGAUUGGGUGCAACAAGCUCGCCGAGAAGCUUAAAUUCGAUGAUCCGUUAGAGGCUACACAGUUGCACGGCGGGUGCGGCGCGUGGGGGGUGAUUUUCACGGCUCUGUUUGCUACUGAGAAGUAUGUGAAUGAGGUUUACCCAGGUAAAGCGGGUCGGCCAUACGGGUUAUUCAUGGGCGGUGGUGGAAGGCUUUUGGCUGCCCAUGUGAUUCAGAUCUUGGUGAUUGCCGGGUGGGUUAGCGCCACAAUGGGGACUCUGUUCUUUAUACUUAACAAGCUCAAGCUAUUGAGAAUCUCGGCGGAGGAUGAAUUGGCGGGUAUGGAUUUGACCCGGCAUGGUGGCGCUGCCUAUAUUUACCAUGAUGAUGAUGACACACUAAAGAAUGGGAUUCAAUUGAAAAAAAUUGAACCUUCUGCUGCGACACUCACUUCGGUUUAGAUGAGUUUGAAAUUUCUUCGUUCCACUAUUUUAGUUUGACUUUGGUUCAAUAUUUUAAUGACGUGAGAUUAGCUUUAGUUCAGGGUUUGGUGGAUUUGUAGAAAAACCAGGAUUUGUGAUUAUUAUUAUUAUUAUUAUUAUU